Messenger RNA from Neohortaea acidophila, 1647 nucleotides. RefSeq lists its product as uncharacterized. The coding region runs from base 1 to 1647 and encodes 548 amino acids. Lineage: Eukaryota; Fungi; Ascomycota; Dothideomycetes; Mycosphaerellales; Teratosphaeriaceae. The transcript has 2 exons. The record is from RefSeq and is a predicted model, not a curated record.
AUGUCCGGUCUGUUCACACGCAACAACAAGAAAGACGAUCAAGAAGACCAGCACAACAACACCGCCGAGAACGGCUCGACGUCCAACAUGGCCCGAGACUCCGCAGAGCAUGAGCCCACUGAGAGAGACCGGCUGCUCCCCGCCGACCCGCAUCGCCGCCCGCCGCACGCCGAUGGCUACCUCGACCCCGACGACCCCGCCGUCUCCCCGUACAACCUGUGGACGGUGCGCGCCGUGCGCUACAUCACCAUCUUCUUCGCCUACCUGACCGUCGUCUGGUGGAUCCUGCUCUUCGUCAGCAUCUUCGUCUCCCCGCCCGGCCUGCACACCCGCGGCUCCGGCUUCACCGACUUCUCCUUCACCACCCUUACCCUCGGCGUCCUGCUCUGCUCUCUGCUCUUCUUCUCCGCCCCCAGCAUGGCCAUGCGCGUAUGCCAGGGCAUCAUUGCCGUCUUGCUACUCGUCGACAUGAUCAUCAUCGUUUCCAUUGCCCGCCUCCGCGCGGAAGAGGGACCGCCUGGUAUUGCAUCGGUUGUCUGGGCCACCUUGAUGUGCAUGUGGUGCGUCACCACCGACCGCAUCGUUGCUUCGGGCAAGCGCGAGGAGGAGGAGCGCCUCACCGGUCGUGCUGAGACCAGACGCACCCUGAGCGGCUGGCUUGGCGUCCUUCUCGCAACCGUCAUCCUUGUCGUGUACAUCGUCAUCGCUUUCUUCCUGACCGCUACCCUCAUCAUUCGCGCUCGUGAUGCGAGUCUAACGUACGACGGCAACCGUUACUUUGUCGAUGACGGCAAAUACAAGGUCCACCUGGCCUGCGUGGGCAACGUCACCGAGGACAAGAAUGGCAAUCCCUACCCGACCGUACUGCUCGAAGGCGGCGAGUCGGCACUGGAAUACGACUUUGAAUAUUGGGUCUGGUCAGCCAUCGAGAAUGGCACUAUCAGCCGCUACUGCUACUGGGACCGUCCUGGCUAUGGCUGGUCCGACAACGCUCCCUCUCCCCACAGCGCCGGCAUGAGUGCCGAAAAUCUCGCCACAGCCCUUGCUCUCAAGGGCGAAGAAGGGCCGUGGAUCCUCGUCUCCGCCGGCUACGGCAGUCUCGUCUCGCGCAUCUUCAGCGCGCGCAACCUGCGAAACGUCAGGGGCAUCAUGAUGAUCGACCCCAUGCACGAGGAUCUCCUGUACCGCAUCGGAAACCCAUGGAUCGGCCUGCGCCGCUGGGGCUGGGGCAUCCUCAGCCCGCUUGGCGUGCAGCGCGUCAUCGGCGCCGUCUUCAAGGCUCGCACGCGCGAGGACCGCGUGUACGGCGAAGACGCCAAGUACACGGGCAAGUACGUCAAGGCCAAGCUGCAGGAGAGUCUCGUUGCCACAUCCCUCACCAAGUCCGAGGUGGCUACGGCGCGCACCAUUGAGUCGCCCGACACGCCGCUCGUGGUCAUUUCAUCUGGUGUGCGGAUGGCAAACGAUGAGGACUGGGCGCGCAAGCAGAGCGACUUGACCAAGAUCACCGACAACCUUGUCAGCUGGGAUGUGGUUAACAAGGCGCCACAUGAGGUCUGGCACACGUAUGAUGGACGCCGGAUUAUGGAGAAGAGGUUGAAGGAAUUGAUCAAGGCUGCGAGAAAGUCGAAGGAUGUUGUGGAGUGA